This is a messenger RNA of Selaginella moellendorffii, 1236 nucleotides long. Its product is annotated as G-type lectin S-receptor-like serine/threonine-protein kinase LECRK1. The transcript is spliced from 3 exons. The record is from RefSeq and is a predicted model, not a curated record. Lineage: Eukaryota; Viridiplantae; Streptophyta; Lycopodiopsida; Selaginellales; Selaginellaceae. Bases 1 to 1236 code for a protein of 411 amino acids.
AUGGCCAUACAAAUCUUGUUGGAGUUAUUCUGUCCGCCAAAGGGGAUUGUGCUUGAUGCUAUAGCAGGAUUUGGAUCAAUGGUGCAGGCAGCGAAAGAGACAAGCCAAGCUGUUUUUGCACUUGAGAAGGAGGGUGCCUUUGAGGACAUUCUUAUGAGAUUUUGCAACAGCAGAGUCCUGGCCGACUUCUUGCGCGGAAGCACUGUCACAACAGGAAGCCCUUGGAGAUCACCUGAAGGAACCUUUGGAUUUGGAUUCGUAAUGCCUGAGUCUUCAAGCACCCGGAACUUCAAUCUCGCGAUCUGGUAUGAUAUAGAUCCGAAGAAGACUGUCGUCUGGAUGGCAAUGGCAAACGGGCAGCUUGUCCAGGUGAGUGAAAAUGCCAAGCUUGAGUUGAAAGCCGAGGGGGGACUUUCCGUCACUGAUGGCAGCAGCUCCGUCCCCUUGUGGCAAACCAAUCCCGGACAGUGUUGUGCUGAAAGUGCUUCGCUGCUCGAGAACGGGAACUUAGUUGUCCUUGGAAAAGACAAGAAAGUUGCAUGGCAGAGCUUCGACUCUCCAACGAACAACCUUUUGCCCGAGCAGCAGCUCCGCACACAAGGAAAUCCGUCCUUGGGAUACACGAGGUUGAUUUCCCAGUCUGGAGCAUACCAGCUUGUUCUCAACAGUGGUCAGGUGCUGCUCAAGAACUUAAAGCUGGAGAUCCCGCAAAAAUACUGGUCUAUUGCAAAUCCGACACUGAACUCCACCAUGACUUGCCUGGAUGACGAAACCGGAGAGCACGUCUUGAACAACAACGCUUGCCAGCCUGAUCGUUCUCUCAAGUUCCCGGCCGUCUUGAACUUGAGCGUCCUUUCCUUUUACGACGCAACUGGAAAGAGCUGGGCAUCAGGAUCAAUGAGUUCACAAGACUACGCGCUUGACUAUGACGAUGCGAAUGUGCCCACAAAAACUUGCAGCUGUCUUCCUGGAUUUCACCGAGUUGAUCCAAACGAUGAAUCGAAGGGAUGUGACUAUGACAUACCUCUGGGAGCUUGUCAAAACUCCCCAAUCUCGGUGAAGCUCGUCCAGGUGAAUCGAGCAGACUACUACUUCAACGAUUACAACUUCGACUCGACCAUCAAGUCGCUCGAAGAGUUAGGCUCGGGAGGAUUCAGGAGCGUGUAUAGAGGAAACAUGGCCAUGAAGAACAUCACCACCGUGAACCAGGCUGAGAAGCAAUCAAGGCCGAGGUGA